UUCAUUGUGAAGAUGCUGGUGAAAAUAUUUACCGGUUCGAUGCCGAAGAUAGAGGACGAACGGGAGUUGGAGCUGGAAGCUAAAGCGCCGGUGGAAAGCAACGGUGUCGCUGCAAAAGAUGGUAUGCUUCAACGAAGCAAGGCCGACUGA
Dibothriocephalus latus is the source of this 150-nucleotide messenger RNA. Lineage: Eukaryota; Metazoa; Platyhelminthes; Cestoda; Diphyllobothriidea; Diphyllobothriidae. The record is from the annotation of a GenBank genome assembly.